Bombus terrestris (buff-tailed bumblebee) is the source of this 3718-nucleotide messenger RNA. RefSeq names its product kinesin-like protein KIF23. The transcript has 16 exons. Gene Ontology annotation, biological process: microtubule-based movement. Gene Ontology annotation, cellular component: nucleus; kinesin complex; microtubule. Lineage: Eukaryota; Metazoa; Arthropoda; Insecta; Hymenoptera; Apidae. The record is from RefSeq and is a predicted model, not a curated record. Gene Ontology annotation, molecular function: ATP hydrolysis activity; microtubule motor activity; microtubule binding. The coding region runs from base 704 to 3367 and encodes 887 amino acids.
CCUUGCAUGACAUUAACGUUUAAGGUGGAAGGUUGAUUAAAGAGUUCUAGUAUGAUUGUGAUUCUGAAUGUUUAUUUUGGAAAGUUCUUUUUUAAAAUGUCUUGUGUGAUAUGUAAUAUGAUCUAAAUGUGUCUUUUUCUCGGAGCUUAUAUACCACUCUCGGUGGUUAUAUUCUAGGUGUCAGUCUAGGGGAUGUGUUUUCAUCAACGUCUUUUUGUGAGGUGGGAAUCUAUAUCUGUCCAAUCAUGUAACUGUCGAAAUGUUGUGAGCGUCUCGCAAGUGAUGCGUCUUGUAUGUAUUUUAUUUCAACAUAUAAACCACGAUCAUACAAACAAGUCUCAACAUUUACUACGGAAUACUACGGGAUUGUGACUAGACAUAGUUUGCCCUAAACUUCGGUAUGUGAGUGUCGGGACCUGUUUAUAUGAUAGUGCUACGGACAAUUCACAGAAGGUUUACAUCUGAUAGAGAGUAUCCUCUCUGCUCUUAAUGUAAUUUUCAACGUUUCUUUCAUUAAAUAGAAACUCGCCAUAAGUGAUCUAGAGGCUUACUUCAGUUCAUAGAUGUUCGAAUUUUUAACUUAUUAAAUGUAACGACUUUUAGAACAAAUAGAAAAUAAUAGAGAUAAUCUAUCUAUAUAAGGUUCUUAAACAAUUAUAUGAGAUAAUUUUUAUUAAUCUUGUACUUGAUAAUUGGUUCUACCAUGAAAUCUGUGAAUUCAAAACCACUUGUUCCAAUACGAAAGCACGGAAACCGACCAAAAUGUGAUAACGACGCAAUUAAGGAACCUGUUAAAGUCUUUUGUCGCAUAAGGCCAAUGGUUCAUCCCAAUGAUGAAUCUUGUAUAAAAAUUAUUUCUGACACAAGCUUCGUUAUUACACCUUCAGAAUCAGUAACAAAUGGUCGUAAUGUAAAUAAAGCUAUUCAAACGUCUUUUAGUCACAUUUUUGGUCCAAAUUCUUCUCAAGGAGAAGUAUUUGAUAUAGUAGCAUUGCCACUUAUUCGGAAUCUUAUUAAUGGUAAAAAUAGUUUACUCUUCACAUAUGGAGUAACUGGAAGUGGCAAAACUUACACUAUGUCUGGUAAUCUGCAUGAUGCAGGCAUCAUGCCUCGUAGUUUAGAUGUUAUUUUUAAUAGCAUAGCAAACUAUCAAACAAAAAAAUUUGUCUUUAAACCUGAUAAACUAAAUGGCUUUGAUGUACAAAGUGAAGUUGAUGCACUAUUGGAUAGGCAGAAUGAACUUCAAAAACUUGUUACUUCUUACAAUGGAAAAGCUUUUAGACAAUUUAAAGGAGAUGGUAAUAACGAUAACAAUGAAAAUAUCUUAAAUUUAAGUAAUGAAUCAGAAAUAUUACAUGUUGAUGAAGAUAAUGCAUAUUCAGUUUUUGUAACAUACAUAGAAGUCUAUAAUAAUAGUGUAUAUGAUUUAUUGGAAGAAAAUGAUGGAAAAACUAAAACUUUGCAAAAUAAAAUUAUUCGUGAAGAUGGAAAUAGAAAUAUGUAUGUUCAUGGAUGUACAGAAGUAGAAGUAAAGAGUUCGGAAGAAGCAUUUGAAAUAUUCCAACGUGGGCAAUGUAAAAGACAUAUUGCACAUACUAAUCUUAAUACAGAAUCAAGCAGAUCUCAUAGUGUUUUUACUAUAAGACUUGUCCAGGCACCAUUAGAUAAGGAAGGUGAACAAAUUGUCCAAAAUAAACGAGUGAUUUGUGUUAGUCAGUUGUCUUUAGUAGAUUUGGCAGGAAGUGAGCGUACAAACCGUUCAAAAAACACUGGACAAAGACUUAGAGAAGCAGGAAAUAUAAAUAAUUCGUUAAUGACACUACGCACUUGCUUGGAAAUACUACGUGAAAAUCAAACUCAAGGUACAAAUAAAAUAGUCCCUUAUAGAGAUUCUAAAAUAACACAGUUGUUUAAGAAUUACUUCGAUGGCGAGGGAAAUGUUAGAAUGAUCACUUGUGUGAAUCCUAGUGCUAACGAUUAUGAUGAAACAAUUCAAGUCUUAAAGUUUGCUGAAGUCAGUCAAGAAGUACAAAUUACAAAUUCCACAACUUCAAAAUUAGAUUUAGGAUACAUACCUGGUAGAAGACAAGCUAAUAAAAUAUUUAAAGAAGCAAGAAACAGAUUAGAAAAUGCUGGUAAUCCAGCUGCUGCUGAUUUGGAAAUUGAUUUGGGUUUAGUAUAUAGUCUUGGAGGGUCAUUCCCAGAAAUGGAAAUAACAAGUCCACAUAAUGACGAAAUAAUUACUACACUUAUACGUUUCUUAGAAUUGCGUAUUCAGAAGCGGGAUAUUUUACAAGAAGACCUGAAACAGAAACAAACGAAUUUUAGGAACAUGAUAGUAAAAGUCGAACGGGAAAAUGUAUCUUUAAAAAUUGAAAAUUCUACAUUGAAAGCAUCAAACGAUCAACGGCAAAAAAAGAUCUCUGCUUUGGAAGCUCAUAUUUGUAAAACAGAAGCUCAAAUUGAUACUCUACUAUCCAGAUUAAAUAAUGCAAACGAUAUAAUCAGGCAUAUGAAACAAGAUUUACAGAACAAGAGUAUGUUACUGAAUCAACGUGCAAUAGAUAAGCAGAGGGUAAAAGAAAAAUAUAAUAAUAAAAUUCAAGCAGAAACUGAUAAAAUGAGUAAAGAACUGGAAAGCAAACUUCGUAGGCAACGUGAACUUCUUCAGAAUCAAAUGAAAGAAAAAGAAGAUAAACUGAAGUUAGUAAAACAAAUAUUAAUAAGCGAUGAUGAGAUGAGUAAAAAUGAUAGACCAGAAUCCAAGGAAACAAUUCAAGUACAGAACGAUAUUGAAAUGCCGAUAACAUCGAAAAUUACUACAACUGUUCCAAACACUGCCUCGGAAUCCAUACUUAUUACAACUACACCAAAAACUACUACAAAAACUGUUUCUACGAUUAAAUUUGAAGAUUGCAAUGAUACCCGAUCAAGUAGAAAAGAUAGAAUUCCAGUAGUGAAUCCGCGCUAUAGACGGUCACAAAGUGCAGAUAGAUGGCUUGAUCAUCGACCUCCUGGAUUAGUUCCGGUUGGUACUAUCCUUCAACCAGUAAUUCGAAAUAAACGAAUAAGCGUCAAGCAAUUAACAGAUCCGAAAGAUAUAACAAAUAAAGCAUCCAGAUACUGUCUUGUUGCUCAAGAACAAGACACAGACGGCGAACUUGAAACUAAAUUAUACAAAGGAGACAUAUUACCAACUAGUGGAGGAGGUGCACAAGUGGUAUUUAAUGAUAUGGAGUAUUUAAAACAAGUUUCACCUAUUGCAAGAAGGAAACGCAGCGGUUAUUUGAGCCCAGGAGAGAAUUCCACUUCUCAAAAAGAUUACUGUGGUUCAGAACAAAAUAACUCAAAGAAACUCCGUAUAUAAUUUAUUAAGGAAGUUUUUGACGUGUUAUUGGUUUAAUCUUGAAACAUGAUAGACCCCAUAACAAAAAAGUUAAAUAUAUAUAAAGCAUAUAUAAAAACCAAAGACGCGAAGAAAUUAAAUUUUCUUCAAUUUUGGAUGCAAUAACUAAAGUACAAACUAAUUUUAAGUAUAUAAUUACCUAGUAUAUUUUUGUUUCGUUUGAUGAUAAAGUAUCUAUCAUUCGUUAGUAAUUUACUUUAUACAUAAAAAAUAAUUGUUUUUAGUUUAAACUAUGUAAUCAUAUUAUUACAACAAAUAUCUUUUAUUAUCUAGAGCGUAUUAUAAAAUAAAAUUCAACAUUCUCUUUCCUAA